GAGCAGCAGAGAACAGGAGACCUUUAAACCAUCUUUCCAAUGCAGUUCCCUGGAGGAAAUAAAAGAGUCAGCUGGACCCGUUAACUACUCAGUUCCAAUCAGAUCAGUCGGUACUGGACUGCCCGACGCUUCAGAGUCUGGUUUGAGGAGAAGAGAUCGCAGUAACUCGUCUCCUUCUCUCAGCUGGCCUCUGAUUUCUCAGGAUCCUCCUGCAGACGUCAGCAUCUUACCCCGAGCUGCAAGUUUACCCAACAUGAAGCUCCAGAGCAGCUUUGAGGAGUUUACUCCUGAUUUCACUGGUGAUGAAGAUGAUGAAACCUACUGGUUGCGGUGCUCCAGUCCAGGCCUGUACCAGUGCAGAGUGAGUGGCCUGGUGUUUGCCAUGAAGGCAGAAGGAGACGUGUCCUACAGGAUUGUUCCUUGGAGCAGCAGGUUACUGAGCAAACAUGGCAAGAAGCCUGCAGGACCUCUGUUUGACAUCAGAUGUCAGCAGCAGUCUGUGGCUCAGCUCCAUCUCCCUCACUGUGAGAUCUGCUCCACAGGAGGAUGUACCUACCUGUCAGUCGCUCACAUAGGUGAUGAAGGCAUUGAGUUCAUCAAGCCUGAGAAGAUCACAGAAACUCACGUCAUCAUCAACAUUACAGGGUUUUCUGCUUUUGGUAACGUCAAGGAUGAAGAUUCUUCUCCUGACCCGGUCCAAGCCUUGGUUCUGCUGUUCUACAAGCCUCCAGCUGCUCCAGAGUCUGAUCAUCAGAUUAAUGUGUUGCUGCUGCCAAAAAACGUUGUUCUGAGACAUGUGUUACGUUUUAGAAAGAAAAUAGAUGGAGAUGAGAAGUUUCUAGAGACACCUCCACAAUGCAAACUGCAGCCGAACCAGCUUUACACUCUAUCCACACGUCCUGGAAGAGACUCGGUUCUGGUUCAGCCCAAAGAAGCAGAGUUUGAUGCAGAAUCAUACGACAACUAUUUGCCAACGUUCCAGGUGGUUUAUGAGAAUUUCAUGAAAUACAUUAAACUGUCUCUGAGGGAACGUGGCUCCAGCAACGUCUGGAGGAGACAGGUUUGUCUUUCUACUGCUGGAGUGAGAAGAUCCUAUGGACCGACCCGACAGAAUGUCGGUCCAAGCGAGCAUCUUAAGGAAAUAAGGACCGACUUCAUUGAAAGGAUAUCAGAACCGGUUCUGAAGAAUCUUCUGGACAAACUUCUGAAGAACGUCCUCAGAGAUGAUGAGACGGAGGCAGUAGAGAAGGAAAAGACCAGAGGAGAUAAAGCUCGACUUUUAGUUGACAUGGUGAGGAGAAAAGGUGACGAUGCAAGUUCAGAGAUGAUCCGCUUUCUCACUGAGCUCGACCCGUUUCUCUCUAAACAUCUGGGGCUGAUAUGAGGAAAAAUUAACAGGGUCCACCGAGAGCUCUGUUUUCUGUUAGACUCUGAAAAGGUUGAAACUUUAGUGAACCUUCAUGAUCUGCUUCAAAUGAUUCAAACUUUGUAAAGAAAGGACAAUUGCAGCUCAAUGUUUGCUAAUGACUAUUUGCACACUUUAACCUCUCAGGGAGCGUUUGAUGCAAUUGCACAGUAAUUUACAUCUGCUGUCUUUUCUUACUUGAAAAUUUAAAUCUUGUCAGAUGCUACUAAUUAUUGCACACUUUUUAGCUUCUUAGGUGGUGUUGCCGGCCCGUUCAGUUUGAACAUUUUAUGUUUGAUUUGUGUCUGAUAGGGUUAUUAAAGAUAACCCCUUUUAUCCUAGAAUGAAAACCACACAACACAAGUUUUAGACAUUUUCUAUAGAAAAGGACAGAGGAUACCCAAACGGAGAACUACACUCCCUUAAAGUUUAGGAACGUCUGUGCCGGGUUAUCUCUGUCCUUCUGUCUUUAUUAUCACACAUCAAGGAGGGGGUCAGGAGGUUUCAGCAAUUUACAGCAUGGGGGUUAAAAACGAUCAGGAGGUUAAAAGCAAAGAAGGAAACAAUUGGAAUUGCAGAUGGCGAUUUCUCACCAGCUUCAUGCACAGCCGGAUAAGGGAGACAUUCCUUAGAGAACCAUUUGUUAUUCCUGCCUAGGGGUAAAUACAACAAAACCUUCCUGAAAGCAAAUUCUUAAACAAACCAAAUGGCUGUAACUUGAUAAAAAAUAAAAUGAUUACAUUCACAUUUUCCUAACAGUGUCUGUGUGUUACGUCUGAAUCCUGAGCUGGUGUCUCACCAGAAUUUCAUUAUUGUUACAUGAUAUCAAGAAACAUUCUUGAUUUUUAAUAAUGACAACGAAAGACUCUUUUGGCCUUCACUAUUCAGAGCCAUUUUGGAAUGAACCUGUAAUUAACAGCAAUUUAAAUAAAAAAUAUUUCCAAAGAUUUGAUUUACUAAAGA
Messenger RNA from Fundulus heteroclitus (mummichog), 2368 nucleotides. Its product is annotated as caspase recruitment domain-containing protein 8. The coding region runs from base 254 to 1384 and encodes 376 amino acids. NCBI's taxonomy places the organism in Eukaryota, Metazoa, Chordata, Actinopteri, Cyprinodontiformes, Fundulidae. The record is from RefSeq and is a predicted model, not a curated record. The transcript has a single exon. Gene Ontology annotation, biological process: regulation of apoptotic process.